UAACCGAAUGGGCAGAAUAUAAAAAUUUACGUGAAUAUAUUACUUCAAAUAGGCAAAAUAUCGAGAUGAAAUUGAGAAUUAAAUUUGCUUAUGAUAUCGCUAAAGGAGAUCAUAACGCAGCUACUAGUAAUCUAUCCGUAAAUAUAGAAAAUCUUGUAUAUACUGCUCCUGAAAUGUUAAAAAGAAUUACAGAGGUAGCAGAAAAAAACGAGAAUAAUAAACGAAUUGCAAUAAAAAGAAAAUAUGAUACCAAAUGUGAAGUUUACAGUUUUGGUAUUCUUCUUUGGGAAAUUGCUGAAUGUAGAAUUCCGUAUGCGGAUAUAAGUGACUUUUUAAAAAUUACCAGACUAGUAAUACGUGGAGAUCGAGAACCCUUUACACUUGGUACCGACAUCCCAGAAAAAUAUAAAUCUCUCGUAAAUAAAACUGUCGAUCAAAAUCCAGGUCUAAGACCUAUAUUCGCAAAAAUGUUGACGGAUCUUCAAGAUAUCUUUAAUAAUUAUACUAAACACACCGUAAGCCGUUCCGGUACUCUGAGUAGCAACACUAUUGCGGCAACAGAAGAAGAUUGUGUUAUUAAUUACGAUAGUAUUAAUUUGGAUAGUAUUAAUUUGAUGAGCCUUGAUAGAGCAAUUAAAGAACACAAAAAAGACAGUAUGGAUAAAAUUACAUUAUAUAAGUGUUUCGAUAAUUAUGCUAAAAUGGGUAAUCCAGGUGCAAAAUAUUGGAAAGCUUAUUAUAUCUUAAAAGAUUAUUCUGACCUUACUUGUUCAAAAAGUGAAAAAUAUAAAAUUGCUGCUGAGCUUUACAAAGAAGCUGCAGAUUAUGGGGAUGAAUAUCCUGACGCGCAAUUUCGUUAUGCGACAUUGGUUAUGCAAGGAAAAGGUGUUGAAUCAAAUACGGAAGAGGUUUUGAACUAUUUUUUUAAAGCAGCUAAAAAUGGUCAUGUGGUGGCUAUGUAUAAUGUCUCUGUUUAUUACUCCUCUCAAGGUAAUAUAGAAUUAGGAAAAUAUUACAUGAGAAUGUCCGCUAGUAAAAAAUAUGAGCACGCAAUUAAGUAUUGCAAAGAUAACAACAUAGCCUAUUAG
Messenger RNA from Funneliformis geosporum, 1088 nucleotides. NCBI's taxonomy places the organism in Eukaryota, Fungi, Glomeromycota, Glomeromycetes, Glomerales, Glomeraceae. The record is from the annotation of a GenBank genome assembly.